Perca flavescens (yellow perch) is the source of this 1466-nucleotide messenger RNA. It is a transcript of the gene cbx1b, whose product is annotated as chromobox homolog 1b (HP1 beta homolog Drosophila). The record is from RefSeq and is a predicted model, not a curated record. The transcript has 6 exons. Lineage: Eukaryota; Metazoa; Chordata; Actinopteri; Perciformes; Percidae. Gene Ontology annotation, cellular component: nucleus. Bases 338 to 937 code for a protein of 199 amino acids.
UGUCUUUCUCUAUCACUCUGAGUAAAUCCAUACGCUUUGGUAUCUUUCAUAGACAGUAUAUGGUAUCUUUAUGACUGCAUGGUCCUCGCGCUCCAACCAACCAGCGGACUACUUUUUUUCCUUCCCAGACGAAGGGGCGGAAACGAUACAUUUGACUGUAGUCAAGCUCUCGGCUCUGUAUUUCAGCAACAAAUCAAGACAAACAGCGACGUUAUCACAAUAUAAUUACGAGGCAAAGACUAUCGUGUUGUUUUAAAUCGGUUCAGGUGGAAGUUCAAGUGUUUUCUUUAAUUGUAGCGUUAAGUCAUCGUAACCUGCUGGUCCCCAGGUCUACCUGAUGAGUAUGAGCCUGACUACAGAACCCCCUAACGAUGUUCCUGCUGUUACAGAAGAGAGCAAAAUGACUACUGUCGAGAAGGACAAGAAGCCAGAUGAUGUGGAAGAGGAAGAGGAGGAGGAGGAAGAAUAUGUGGUGGAAAAGGUCCUGAAUCGGCGGGUGGUGAAAGGGAGAGUAGAAUAUCUCCUCAAGUGGAAAGGCUUCUCUGAGGAAGACAACACGUGGGAGCCAGAAGACAACCUGGACUGUCCAGAUUUGAUUGCAGAAUUCCUGCAGUCCCAGAAAUCAGCACACGAGGGUAAGAGGAAGGCAGCUGGAGACGCAGAAGGAGACGAGAGUAAAACGAAGAAGAAAAAAGAUGAUACAGAGAAGCUGAGGGGCUUUGCUCGAGGGCUGGAUCCAGAAAGGAUUAUCGGUGCCACAGAUUCCACGGGAGAGCUCAUGUUCCUCAUGAAAUGGAAAAACUCCGAUGAAGCCGACCUGGUGCCGGCGAAGGAGGCCAACGUGAAGUGUCCGCAGGUGGUCAUCUCUUUCUACGAGGAGAGACUUACUUGGCACUCGUAUCCCACCGAAGACGAGAAAAAAGAUGACAAAAACUAACACAGGGCGAAGGGGUAGGGGGAAAGAUUAUUCCAGAGGUAUUUUGGGGAGAUCGGGGGGGCGGGAAGACAAGCAAGGCACCAUUGGACUCAUUUGUCUUAUGGUACAGCAUCACUCAUUUGAUUAGACUUUUAUCUGGAUAGUCAAACUGUAUAUAUGCUUCAAGUUUGCUUGACAAAACCCAACUGAAAUUAAAAAAAUAAAAUAAAGCAGUGUUAAUUUUCAGUGUCGACUCGGCCACUUCAGUAUCACUUUCACACGUGGUCCAGUGCUCGGUCAUCUUGCUAUGAGAUUGUAUCCGUGAGGUGGGUUUUAUUUCAUCCGUGUGCCUUUUUUUUUUGUUUUUUACUUGGUUCAUUGGUGCUUUUGAGGGCAAAACUGUGUCCAUCUCAACUGUUUCCUUCUGACUUGUUUAGUUCACGGUUACAAACCCCUUUCAGUGGUUAAUUUGGUCAUUGGUACUCUUUGUGGUGUUUUUCAUUCUCGUCUCUUGCUUGUCGGUUUUUGGAGAAUAAACCACUUUUUGUUA